AUGGACUCUUUAGAAAGAGGUGUUUUAGAUAUUACAGAAAUGAUUGAUCCUGCGUUGAAGGGAACCCUGAAUGUUCUCGAGUCAUGUGCAAAAGCGCCAUCUGUCAAAAGAGCGGUGUUGACAUCCUCGAUUGCUGCAGUUGUACAAAAUGGUAGGCCUCGAACUCCUGAAGUGGUAGUUGAUGAGACUCGGUUUUCUGAUCCAGAAUUAUGCAAGCAACAUAAGCUGUGGUACUUGCUAUCAAAGACUUUAGCUGAGAUCGAUGCUGCCCGGAAGUUUGUUAAAGAAAAGGGUAUCGAUACGGUUGCAAUAAAUCCAGCCAUGGUUAUCGGUCCUCUGUUGCAGCCAUCACUCAAUUCUAGUGCUGCUGAAAUAUUGAACCUAAUAAAUGGUAGGCGCUCUCUAUUCUGUGUGUGCCAAUGUUCUUUUUUUGAACAUCAGAUUAUAUUUCUGUUGAAUUGAAAAAGUAAUAUUUACAUAAUUUUAAUGUUGAUUUUCUUUUUUGGAGUCAUGGCCCGGUUG
Rhododendron vialii is the source of this 522-nucleotide messenger RNA. RefSeq names its product phenylacetaldehyde reductase-like. NCBI's taxonomy places the organism in Eukaryota, Viridiplantae, Streptophyta, Magnoliopsida, Ericales, Ericaceae. The record is from RefSeq and is a predicted model, not a curated record. Gene Ontology annotation, molecular function: 3-beta-hydroxy-Delta5-steroid dehydrogenase (NAD+) activity. The coding region runs from base 1 to 462 and encodes 153 amino acids. The transcript is spliced from 3 exons. Gene Ontology annotation, biological process: steroid biosynthetic process.